Messenger RNA from Purpureocillium lilacinum, 1500 nucleotides. RefSeq lists its product as uncharacterized. NCBI's taxonomy places the organism in Eukaryota, Fungi, Ascomycota, Sordariomycetes, Hypocreales, Ophiocordycipitaceae. The record is from RefSeq and is a predicted model, not a curated record.
AUGUCCAUCUAUUCAGAGGCCCCGGAGCUGUGGCCCUUCCGGCGCGACAAGCCGACGCUGCUUGUCUGCUGGUGGGCCACAUCCUUUUGCGCCCUGAUGAUCCUGCUGCGGAUAGCCGGCCGCUUCAUUCGCACGGAGAGAUUGUUCCUCGAGGAUAGGAUCGCCGCGCUUGCACUGAUUCCGCUGGUCAUGCGUAUGGCCUGCGUCCAUUUUAUCCUCAUCUUUGGAACCAACAACGCCGAUUUCAGCAACGUGGUUCUCACCGACGACCAAAUACAUCAGAAAUCCGUCGCCAGCGGUUUGGUCUUGGCCAGCCGCUUCUUUUAUGCUGCGACGCUAUGGAUCCUCAAGCUCGCCAUCUUGGAGUUCUUGAGAAGACUUACCGGCCUGACGUGGGAGCGGUCACACCAGACGACGCUCAUUGCCAUCCGCUGGAUUUUGCUCGUCACCUUCAUCGCCGUGGUUAUUAGCGACUUGGCCGAAUGCCGGCCGUUUCGAUUUUACUGGCAGGUGCUACCCGAUCCAGGUGGCCAGUGCCGGCAGGGUUACGCGCAGCUCAUCACCAUGGCCACGUGCAACAUUUUCACGGACCUCCUCCUUGUCUUCUUCCCCAUCCCGAUCAUUUUGCGCAGCCAAAUGUCCAUCAAGCGGAAGAUUCAACUGGUCCUGCUCUUUUCAUUGAGCAUUCCUGUUGUCGCCGUCACCAUCUACCGCAUACCCCGCACGCUCGAGGAGCAGGGCCGGCAACAAUUUCGGUCUCUCAUGGCCUCAGUGGAACUCAUCUUCGCCACCGCGGCAGCAAAUGCUCUCGUUCUCGGCUCGUUCGUGCGAGAUCGUGGUGUAAAGAAGCAAAAGUUCCGACGCAACUCGGCCGCCGACUCGUUCGAUCGGUCCAGCGGCCCGCGGCGGCCCACGCUGCACCGACAAUGGGGCAGUGACGAGGACCUCGUCAGGGACGUCGGUUUGAGUGUCGACCCCGAGCUUCGGCAGCGGCCGAGGCAUACCGAGGGCCAGUACUUUGCCCCUGCCCCGAUGGUGCCGCACCGCGAGGGGAGCGAGUCGAAGCAACAUCGAAGCCACACUACGCACAGCGAUGACUCGCUUCUGCAGCACGAACCUCUUGCCAAGAGCGAAUCGACGCCGGGGAAAAGCGGUCUUUCAUUUCUGGACGUGGGUGGGCUGCUGGAUAGCUCCGUGGGCAGCAGCAGUGGCAGUUACCGGAGAGGGAGUUAUGCGCCGUCUACCCCCGACCCGAGCUCGCCACGCGCUGCGCCUCCUGCUACGGUGUCUGCGGGAACCUCGGGAGUGCGCAGAGGCUCGACCGCGUUGCUGCAGGACCUCGGGGGCCUCCUGAGCCCACUCAAUACCCGCUCGUCGAGGGCGCGGACCAGGAAUGGUACUGAAUUGCAAACGAUUCCUCAGAGCCGCCCGACGAACUCGGCACGCAACCAUAAAAGCGAAGGCAUGGAACUGAUGGAUCCUGGCGGCCUCCUCAAGUGA